Molecule: messenger RNA, 1932 nt
Organism: Purpureocillium takamizusanense
Lineage: Eukaryota; Fungi; Ascomycota; Sordariomycetes; Hypocreales; Ophiocordycipitaceae
Exons: 1
Coding region: 425-1867 (480 amino acids)
Biological process (GO): amino acid metabolic process
Molecular function (GO): carboxy-lyase activity; pyridoxal phosphate binding
Source: RefSeq, a predicted model, not a curated record
CGGCUGCCGAAUGGCCCGUGAUCGUACGUUACCAGGCUCAAAUACCAACCCUCCAAACGCACAGAUUACUCCCGGCUAUUUCGCUUUUCGAAGCGCCAACCCAGUCAGUACAAUCCCGCAACUGCAUUGACAGACGCCAUGUCCAAGGCAACUGCGUGGCUGUCGACCACACUGGGGCUGGCGCACGCCUUAGCGGCUUGUCAAAGUCCUACUUUAGUAGGUCGUAGUUGCACGAGACCCGCUGGUGCGUGCCGACCCGCUGCUAUGUGAGGGGAUAUAACAAGAUAAGAAGGGGCACAACUCGCGAAAUGAUCUCCAGUGUGACUUUGAACAGAUAAGUUACGGUCAGUUUACCGCGACAACUAACGACAGCAUCGAAAGCUGGCAGACUCACAUUAGACAAUUGUCCGCGGACACCUUCAGCAUGGGUUCUUCCCAGCAAUCGUCCAUCGAGGAAGAGUUGGACUCUCUGUGUAUAACCCUUCAAUCGAUCCUCCCCCGCCUUCUCACCGCAUCACUCAAUCUCAACAGCCAGCCGCUCUUCAAGGUCGCCCAGACAUCUGAUUAUGAGCACUUGCGCCGGUUAAGCACGCCUGGGCCGCCCAGCGACAUCAAUCAGGUCAUUGACGAUGCAUUCGCCAUUGCCGAAUUUCGAGCGCGCAUGAGCCACCCAAGGGCCAUGGCAUUCAUCCCGUCAGCCGUAUCGCCUUAUGCUUGGUUGGGUGAUGUACUGGCCAGCGCUUUCAACACUUUUGCCGGAUCUCGGCUGCAGGGAUCUGGCUCGGGCAUCGUGGAGAAGACCAUGAUUGACUGGCUGGCGGGCAAGGUCGGGUUGCCAGGGACGGCCGGUGGUGUCUUUGUUUCGGGUGGCUCAAUGGGGAACCUUCUUGCCAUGGCCCUUGCCAGAGAUCACCGACUCCCGCGGGGGCAGCAGGCUACUGGUGUCGUGUAUGUCUCUGAGCAAACACAUCACUCUGUUAGCAAAGGUCUCCGUAUCAUUGGAUUCCACACCUCGCAGAUUCGGCACAUCCCCUCCGAUGACAACUUCAGACUGGACCCAAUAAAGUUGUCCGAGGCGAUACGAGCGGAUCGGGAUGCCGGACUGUUGCCCUUUGUGGUUGUCGCGUCGUGCGGCACAACCAACACUGGAGCCAUCGAUCCUCUGACUGAGAUCGCGGCAGUUUGUGGACGAGAGGGUAUGUGGUUACACGUUGAUGGCGCUUACGGAGCGUCUGCAUCACUGUCGACCACUCACAGCCACUUGACGGCGGGGCUCCGUCACGCGGACAGCAUCUCGUGGGACGCACACAAGUGGCUUUUCCAGACGUACAACUGCGGCAUCUUGCUUGUCAGGGACAGGAAGACGCUACUGAAGAGCUUCGCGUCCCAAGGUGACUACCUCCGCGAUGCGCUCGGGGAUGACGACGUGCCCAACUUUUGGGAUUGCGGUCUUGAGCUCACGCGCGGGGACCGGGCGACCAGGUUGUGGUUCACGCUUCGGGUCAUCGGGGAGAAGCGCUUUGGCGAUAUGAUAGACCACGGGUUCUUCCUGGCGGAGGCGGCAGAGGAGGAGCUCGGCAAGCUGUCAAACUGGGAGAUUGUGAGCCCAGCCAGUAUGGCUAUUCUGGCGUUUCGCUUUGUGCCCAGAGACAAGACGGACGCGCAAUGGAACGAGUUGAAUGUUGCCAUCUCCAAGCGCCUUGUGGCCGAGAACAUCGCGGGGAUACUUACGACAAAGCUGCGCGGGGUGGUUGUCCUGAGGAUGUGUGCCUUCAAUCCUUCGUUGGGUGUGGACGAAAUACGAGGCGUUGUGCAGCAGAUGGAUAGGGUGGCGAAGCAGGUUUACCUCGAACAUUCGAGCGCGUGAUCAAGGGAGCAAGCAACAGGCCGAAUGCCGCCGAGGAUUCGUCUCUACACCAAUGUGAUUUCGCC